UUUUGAAAAUAAUCUUACUUUGAAAAUGCCCAAAGCGGAAGCUAGCGAAUGGCAACUUGAUUAGCAAAGAAAGAGCUAUUUUGUGAAGGGAAGGCAAGGUUGGUGCGCGGCGAGGGUCUUGCCUGCUGGGGGUUGUGGCUGGUUGCAGGGUUUCUGGAACAAAAGAGCCGUGUCAUCCCCCCUUCCGUCCUCUCGUACCCCCCUCCCCCCUCCCUGUGUCUUCCCCUGUGUGUUGGUGACCCCGCAACCCCACCCGCUCCCGUUUGAACCCUUGUGUCGUGUCGCUACUCUGACCCAAAGCCGCCCUCUCACCCCAUGCUUGGGACAAAGCCAACCCACUGCCAGCCCAAUGACUGCCUGGAUCGUCCUGCCUGUCAGCCUGUCUGUCUUCUCCAUCACAGGAAUAUGGAUAGUAUAUGCCAUGGCUGUGAUGAAUCACCAUGUUUGUCCCGUGGAAAACUGGUCCUACAACGUGACCUGCACAGAAGAGCUGCUCCGCCCAGGCUUUCCCAAGACCUGUUGCACCAUCCAGGACAUCCCCCUAAUCAGUAAAUGUGGUUCUUUCCCUCCUGAAAGCUGCCUGUUCAGCCUCAUCGGCAAUGUUGGAGCCUUCAUGGUGGUGAUGGUGUGCCUUCUGCGCUACGCCCAGGUGGUCGAACACAGCCACGGGUGUUGGGUCAACACCGGCGCUCUGGUGUCGGGUUGCACCAACGCAGUGGGUCUGGUCAUGGUGGGCAACUUCCAGGUGGACCACGCCAAGUCUCUGCACUACGUGGGCGCCGGCGUGGCCUUCCCAGCAGGACUUCUGUUCGUGUGCUUGCAGUGUGUGCUCACCUACCGGGUGGCACUGACCGCCCUGGACUACUGGAUGGCACACCUCCGUGUGGCUCUGGCACUCGCAGCCAUGGUCUCCCUCGUCCUCAGCGGCAUCUUCUUCGUGCACGAGAGCUUCACGCUGCAGCACGCCGCCGCCAUCUGCGAGUGGGUCUUCACCGUGGACAUCCUGGUCUUCUACGGGACUUUCACCUACGAGUUCGGCACGGUGACGGGCGAGACCAUGAUGGCGGCCCUGCAGCAGUGCCUCCACCACGGCUCGGGGGUGAUCUUGGGCCCCCGGUCCCGGGACUCGGCGCUGAGCGGCGGCGGCGGCGCCACCAAAGGCCUCAAGUCGCCCGGCGGCAGCAGCACGUCCACACACCUCAACUGCACCCCGGAGAGCAUAGCCAUGUUGUAGCACGGCAGGGGACUAACUCUAGGACGCUUUUUUUAUACAAGUCUUAUAUCAUUGUUUCCUCUGGAGGGGUGUGGGUGUCCUCAACACCAACACCAGUCAAGUACAUGCCAACUUGUGGGUGUCCUCGCCACCAGGGCUCAAGUACAUGCCAGCUUGUGGGUGUCCUCACCAUUAGGAGUCAAGUACAUGCCAGCUUGUGGGUGUCCUCACCACCAGGACUCAAGUACAUGCCAACUUGCAGGUGUCCUCACCACCAGGACUCAAGUACAUGCCAACUUGCGGGUGUCCUCACCACCAGGACUCAAGUACAUGCCAACUUGCGGGUGUCCUCACCACCAGGAGACAAGUACAUGCCAGCUUGUGGGUGUCCUCACCACCAGGAGUCAAGUACAUGCCAGCUUGUGGGUGUGCGGGUGUCCUCACCAUCAGGAGUCAAGUACAUGCCAACUUGUGGGUGUGCGGGUGUCCUCACCAUCAGGAGACAAGUACAUGCCAGCUUGCAGGUGUGUGGGUGUCCUCAACACCAACACCAGUCAAGUACAUGCCAACUUGUGGGUGUGCAGGUGUCCUCACCACCAGGAGUUAAGUACAUGCCAACUUGUAGGUGUUUGGGUGUCCUCACCACCAGGAGUCAAGUACAUGCCAGCUUGCAGGUGUUCUCACCAACACCAGUCAAGUACAUGCCAACUUGCGGGUGUCCUCACCACCAGGAGUGAAGUACAUGCCAGCUUGCAGGUGUCCUCACCACCAGGAGUGAAGUACAUGCCAGCUUGCAGGUGUCCUCACCACCAGGAGUGAAGUACAUGCCAGCUUGCAGGUGUCCUCACCACCAGGAGUGAAGUACAUGCCAACUUGCAGGUGUGUGGGUGUCCUCACCAUCAGGAGUGAAGUACAUGCCAACUUGCAGGUGUGUGGGUGUCCUCACCAUCAGGAGUGAAGUACAUGCCAACUUGCAGGUGUCCUCACCACCAGGAGUCAAGUACAUGCCAGCUUGCAGGUGUGUGGGUGUCCUCACCACCACCAGGUGUCAAGUCCAUGCCAGCUGACAAGUGACUGCAAUACAAUAUCAUCAUUUCAAAACUAUAAGCUCUUUUCUACAAAUGGCUUUGCUCUCUUACUUUUUCUCUGAGUUCUUUCCAAGCAAAGUGUGACUUGUCUGCUGAUGUUUGCUAGCUGGCCAACUACCUCGACUAAGGAGGUCUUCUUCUUUAUUUCCAUGUGCUAGCAGAUGAUGCUAAACCGAGGUUGAAAAGCUGCCAGCUGUGUUAAAUCCACUUGGAGGCCUUGGUGGAGGUUUUCUUUUUCUACUCUUCAUCACCGAUCAGCCGAUCUGAUAUUUGCACGCCACUUUUUGAAGGACAGAAUAUUCGUCACAGGUGCAGGAUCCUGAAUGUUGAAGACAGGACUGCCUUUUUUUUUUUACUCUUUUUAGAAUCGUGUUUGGUUGUCAUUUCAAAUCGUAGACCAUCCCAAUAUUUGUUUUUGUCACCUGAAUUUCAACAUAAGACUGUUUCCUCUUUUAUCAUUUGGCCCCAAAGUUGUAGAAUUAUUGCCUUUUUAGCUUUGAAUCUACCAAAGAUUCUCCAAUUGUUUGACUUCCUGCCGUUGUCAACCACUCCUGCAUGUCCGUGCUGUCCAGGACUCGGGUCUACAUGGCACGACCUGCUUAGUCAGCAGACUAGGAGUUGAACAUCCAUCCAUUUUAUACCGCUUAUUCCCUUUGGGGUCGUGGGGGGGUGCUGGUGCCUAUCUCAGCUACAAUCGGGCACAGGGCGGGGUACACCCUGGACAAGAUGCCACCUCAUCACAGGGCCAACACAGACAGACAACAUUCACACACUAGGGACCAUUUAGUGUUGCCAAUCAACCUAUCACCAGGUGCAUGUCUUUGGAGGUGGGAGGGGCCUAUCCCCAGGUGCAUGUCUUUGGAGGUGGGAGGAAGCCCACGCAUUGACGGGGAGAACAUGCAAACUCCACACAGAAAGAUCCUCAGCCUGGAAUUGAACCCUGACUACUCAGGACCUUCGUAUUGUGAGGCAGACGUGAAGCCCUGAGUUGAGCAUCCAUCCAUCCAUUUUCUACCGCUUAUUCCCUUUUGGGGUCACAGGGGGCACUGGCGCCUAUCUCAGCUACAAUCGGGCGGAAGGUGGGGUACACCCUGGACAAGUCGCCACCUCAUCACAGGGUCAACACAGAUAGACAGACAACAUUCACACACUAGGGACCAUUUAGUGUUGCCAAUCAACCUAUCCCCAGGUGCAUGUCUUUGGAGGUGGGAGGGGCCUAUCCCCAGGUGCAUGUCUUUGGAGGUGGGAGGGGCCUAUCCCCAGGUGCAUGUCUUUGGAGGUGGGAGGGGCCUAUCCCCAGGUGCAUGUGCAUAUCAUUCAAUAAUAAUUUCCCCUUUAACCAGAAACAUUUGAAAGCUGCUGUCCAGGUAAUGAUUCCGCCUCACAAUGAGUGUCAGAUGUUCUCCAAGUUAAUAAACACUAAGGUUGGUCCGACAUCAUCACACCCCGACAGUAUUUCACUUUUCUAAUGUUUUGUUUUUUUUAAAAACAAGAACAGGUCCUUCAAGUAUUGCUCAUGAACAUAUCAAUUGUCCACAGUUUCAUCUCUCUUGUGUUCUGCACCUCUUGCCAAGAAAACUGAUUGUUGAACUUCUGUAUGGACUUGAAAGAUUUGAGCCCCACCCUUGUUGAUGUGCCAGGGAAACCCCAUGUUUGGCUCUCAGUCCCACUUCAACUUUGUGGCAGCAAAGUGUGACACUUCACUGGCAGCUUGGCAGCUUCCAUUUCUUCUUCUGCAUCAAAACAAUCCACCACGGGGCCAAAUUCACACUGGAUUGUUAUACAUUUUUUAUUUGUUGUUUUUUCAGUAGAAAGUACACUUCAGUAAAAAAUUGUUUUGUUUCUCUAUCUUCUGUAAAUAUGUUCGAUUUGUCAUCUAUUGUAGGUAUUUUGAUUUGACAGAGAUUUAUAUUCAAAUAUGAAAUAAAAUCUUAAAUUGAG
This is a messenger RNA of Nerophis ophidion (straightnose pipefish), 4242 nucleotides long. RefSeq names its product transmembrane protein 150A-like. NCBI's taxonomy places the organism in Eukaryota, Metazoa, Chordata, Actinopteri, Syngnathiformes, Syngnathidae. The record is from RefSeq and is a predicted model, not a curated record. Gene Ontology annotation, biological process: protein localization to plasma membrane. The transcript has 8 exons. Bases 350 to 1234 code for a protein of 294 amino acids.